This is a messenger RNA of Bipolaris oryzae ATCC 44560, 237 nucleotides long. RefSeq lists its product as uncharacterized. The annotation marks the transcript as partial. NCBI's taxonomy places the organism in Eukaryota, Fungi, Ascomycota, Dothideomycetes, Pleosporales, Pleosporaceae. Gene Ontology annotation, molecular function: heme binding; oxidoreductase activity, acting on paired donors, with incorporation or reduction of molecular oxygen; iron ion binding. The record is from RefSeq and is a predicted model, not a curated record. The transcript has a single exon.
GCCUUCUACGAUUUAUACUUACACCCCUUAAAAGGGCUACCAGGCCCUUGGUCAGCCAAAGCCAGCGUCCUAUGGCAUUUGUAUCCUAGUCUUCGCGGCGAUUUCCAAUAUGCUUUACGCCGGAUGCAUCGAAUGCACGACCCAGCCAUUCGAAUUGCACCAGGCGAGCCCGUUUUUCUCGAUACCGCCGCAUGGAAAGACAUAUGGUCAUCGCAAUGGAAUUGGAGGGUAUUCUAG